Molecule: messenger RNA, 879 nt
Organism: Sapajus apella (tufted capuchin)
Lineage: Eukaryota; Metazoa; Chordata; Mammalia; Primates; Cebidae
Exons: 4
Coding region: 1-543 (180 amino acids)
Source: RefSeq, a predicted model, not a curated record
AUGGUAGAUCUGAAGCGCUUUGGUGGUCAAGAUGAAAAAGGAAACAUGAUACACAUCUCUCUCAGUUUUCUUGGUCGGACAGCGCCCCCUGGCGGCAGGUGGAGGCCCGCGCAGCGCGUGCUAACGAGCCCCCGGCGCCGCUCGCGGAUUGGCUGGUGCGGAUUCCAGCUGCUUUCCAAGUCGGAGGCCCAGAGUGAGGGUCAGGGGGGCCCGGCCCGCGCCCUCCGCGCCCAGCCGCCUCCCCGUCCACGCCCAGGGCUGGGGCGGGCCCGGCUGCCUUUCAGACUUGGGGGGCUUCUCCUCUUGUCUCCCACUGGUGCUCUGGCUGUGAAUCCAUCCAGGGGCCAGGAUGACAACCCGACACCAAGGCCAGCAGUACAGGCCGAGGAUGGCCUUCCUCCAAAAGGAUUCCAAGCUGUGUCCUCGGCCUGGAGACUGGGACAGAGAUCGGGCCACCCCAGCCCGAGUCACACAAGAUUGAAACCAGUAAAAAAACAUGCAGAACAAAAGAUGGCGACCGAAAUCCAAAGCCAGGGAGCCUGAAAAUCAGAGGGUGUUACAACAUAACAGGCGGUUACAGGCCAUGGCUCAGGCUAGGCCUGGAAUAGACUGUGGUUCUCUUCUACAAAUCAAUCUAGACUGGACAGACAGAACUCUGAGGGAGGAAAGAAAAUGAAUCUGAUGUUACUUUUGGAAACCACAUUUUCUGAAGUCACGAUUUUUAUAUAUCAACUGAUCAUUUUUAUGUAUCUAUCAAUAUGAUUUUCUGAUCUUAUGUUUUCCUACUAAUGUGAUAAAUUACCUUGAUGGAUUUUAGAAUAUUAAAUCACCUUUGUAUUCCUGGAAUAAAUCCUAAAUGGAUGUUUGAUUUUUGCUAAU